CUGUCAGUCAGUGUGUGCCGUCGUUUCCGCUCAGUCGCGAGUCUAACUGUUCCAUUAGUGUUCCACUGUUCCACCAUGCCGGAGACCGUGGUCAACGUCACCCCGUCAGAGGGCAAGCCAGAGUCCACCACCGACUCCCUGUUUUCUUGGAUUAACAUAAACUACGCCUACUUCCGCACACUCCCAGGAAUGCUCAAGAUCGCUGAAGCCGUGCUCGGCGUGGUCUGUCUGGCUCUGGCCACUCCCGCCAUCCUGGCCGGCACGUCGUGGUUCCUCUUCGUCGUGGUCCUGAGCUUCGUGGCGACCCUCAUCUGGAUAGCCAUCUACCUGAUCGGCGUGCGGGAGGCGCUCACCCUGCCCAUCAACUGGAUCCUGACCGAACUGCUGAACACCGGCCUAGUGACCAUCCUGUAUGCCGUAGCCUUCAUCGUGCAGCUGUCCGUGUGGUCCACACCCUACAGCUCGUCCUACAGGAGCUCCAACAUCGCCGCCGGGGUGUUCGGCCUCAUCAACACUGUGGUGUACGCAGCCGCCUGCUUCCUGCUCUACAGAGAUUGGAGGGCGACCUUCACCCAGUGACUAGACUCCUAGGAGUCAACCCUCACCUACCACCAAAUAUUGACAAGUCAUUCAUAUUUUAAUGUUAUACCCUCGUGCCAGGGGGUUGUUAUACAAUUUUCUACCCGAAUCUUUGGGUAUUCUUACGUAAAUAUUGUUUAAAAACACUUUUUAUUUGAUGUCCAGUUGUGUUAUUGACUGGGGUAGUCUUAGUUUUAUAUUUAUUCUUGUGUCACUGUUAUUAAUUGUAGUGUAGUUAAAUAAUCUAGUUGUGGAUAGUAAUCGUAUCUAUUUAUAUAUUGUAAUGUAAGAUAUGUAUAUUUCUUUAGUAAGUUGAAUUGAUUUAAAUUCCCACUGGGGCAGUUAUUACUGCUGGUAGCGUGACUUGUAACAGAUCGAUAUAAAUUAUUGUUCGAGUACUGAAUUGUCGAUUUAUCGAUUAUUCAAUAUCGUUGUAACCUUUUAUCAAGAAGAACAUAAAAUCAUUAUUUACUUUCAAAAUUAAACAAUUAUAAAAACCAAGUACGCACCAAUAAUCAAAUAUUUUACAAAACCGAAAUAAACAAAACUUGAUUUUUAAGUAUUACUAUAAAAACAUAAUCUCAUGCAUUUUUAACUUAUUGUCGAGUAAUUUUUACAUCACUAAUCUAGUGUUCUGUAAUUUCAAUUUAAAUAGUUCACAAAAGCAGUUAUAAGACUUCUCUGCAUGAGUUGUUAAUGUUCGUUCUAUGCUAAGAUAGUAAAUUCUGUAACUAACACGUAACUAAUAGACUGAAGUGUAAAGAGAACGAGGUUCGGCCCACCCUCAGAUAAAGUAGCGCGAGGUCGAACCAACGUUAAGAGCAUUAAUGGUCUGGGCCCGCUUCGUCUCUGAAAACAAAACCUCCGUCCACUGUUUUUAUUCAAAUAUCGUUUUAUCUUAUUAGCGGUUCAAAAUAUAGUCACCUUUGCUACCUUAAGUAUUAAGCAUACUAUUCAAAAUACACCUCGGAUAAAAAUAACAUGUUAAACGUUCUGAAACUGAUUACUGUUUCCAGCGGAGACAACAAUAAUUUGUAUUCAUUAGUUCGUUUAGUGUUAUGUAAUCGAUGACAAAAUACACCUCGGAUAAAAAUAACAUGUUAAACGUUCUGAAAGUGAUUACUGUUUCCAGCGGAGACAACAACAAUUUGUAUUCAUUAGUUCGUUUAGUGUUAUGUAAUCGAUGACAAAAUACACCUCGGAUAAAAAUAACAUGUUAAACGUUCUGAAACUGAUUACUGUUUCCAGCGGAGACAACAACAAUUUGUAUUCAUUAGUUCGUUUAGUGUUAUGUAAUCGAUGACAAAAUACACCUCGGAUAAAAAUAACAUGUUAAACGUUCUGAAAGUGAUUACUGUUUCCAGCGGAGACAACAACAAUUUGUAUUCAUUAGUUCGUUUAGUGUUAUGUAAUCGAUGACAAAAUACACCUCGGAUAAAAAUAACAUGUUAAACGUUCUGAAAGUGAUUACUGUUUCCAGCGGAGACAACAACAAUUUGUAUUCAUUAGUUCGUUUAGUGUUAUGUAAUCGAUGACAAAAUACACCUCGGAUAAAAAUAACAUGUUAAACGUUCUGAAAGUGAUUACUGUUUCCAGCGGAGACAACAACAAUUUGUAUUCAUUAGUUCGUUUAGUGUUAUGUAAUCGAUGACAAAAUACACCUCGGAUAAAAAUAACAUGUUAAACGUUCUGAAACUGAUUACUGUUUCCAGCGGAGACAACAACAAUUUGUAUUCAUUAGUUCGUUUAGUGUUAUGUAAUCGAUGACAAAAUACACCUCGGAUAAAAAUAACAUGUUAAACGUUCUGAAACUGAUUACUGUUUCCAGCGGAGACAACAACAAUUUGUAUUCAUUAGUUCGUUUAGUGUUAUGUAAUCGAUGACAAAAUACACCUCGGAUAAAAAUAACAUGUUAAACGUUCUGAAAGUGAUUACUGUUUCCAGCGGAGACAACAACAAUUUGUAUUCAUUAGUUCGUUUAGUGUUAUGUAAUCGAUGACAAAAUACACCUCGGAUAAAAAUAACAUGUUAAACGUUCUGAAAGUGAUUACUGUUUCCAGCGGAGACAACAACAAUUUGUAUUCAUUAGUUCGUUUAGUGUUAUGUAAUCGAUGACAAAAUACACCUCGGAUAAAAAUAACAUGUUAAACGUUCUGAAACUGAUUACUGUUUCCAGCGGAGACAACAACAAUUUGUAUUCAUUAGUUCGUUUAGUGUUAUGUAAUCGAUGACAAAAUACCGCAUGUAUUUCAAAACACUCGAGCACCUUUGGCUAAACAGUGGGGAUGAGUUUUAUUUUACAGAACUAUGUGAAUAUAUUAGAACGUGCAAUUUUUUAUUAUUUGCGGUGGAGUGUGUACAAGGGGGGGGGGGUUGACUCAUUCGGUGAUUUAGGAAGUAUAAAAUAUCCUCCAAAAAUAGAGGCUCGGGUAUCUUCUCACUGAACACUUUUGAGUUUUAAUCUUUUUAGGACGAGGCUUUUUGAAACCAAAGGUAUCUAAUUUGCAUCAUCAGGUGGCUUUACAAAUAAAAUGAUAUAAUUAUGGAGUCACCUGGUAAUGAAACCUUUAGUUUCCUAAUUUCCUACUGGGUGCAGUUGUAAUGUCUUUCAAAAUGUUAAUUCAAUUUUGGCUCCUGAGCCCUCCCCCCAUUAUACGCCCAUGAUUCUUUAUGACUGUAAGCUAAGUUAUUUAUAAAAAAUAUAUAUAUAUAUUGUAUUAAUGAGACAAGCACAUCAGUAAUGUAGUUAUGUAAGGAAUCCCAAAUACAAUAUACAUCGCUUGUAAUUAUUGCCUUAAUUAAAAUAAGUUUUUAAGUUA
Homalodisca vitripennis (glassy-winged sharpshooter) is the source of this 3398-nucleotide messenger RNA. Its product is annotated as CKLF-like MARVEL transmembrane domain-containing protein 8. Gene Ontology annotation, cellular component: membrane. Lineage: Eukaryota; Metazoa; Arthropoda; Insecta; Hemiptera; Cicadellidae. Bases 76 to 579 code for a protein of 167 amino acids. The transcript is spliced from 4 exons. The record is from RefSeq and is a predicted model, not a curated record.